Molecule: messenger RNA, 513 nt
Organism: Neltuma alba
Lineage: Eukaryota; Viridiplantae; Streptophyta; Magnoliopsida; Fabales; Fabaceae
Product: universal stress protein PHOS34-like
Exons: 4
Coding region: 1-513 (170 amino acids)
Source: RefSeq, a predicted model, not a curated record
AUGGAUAAAGCUCAAGAAUCUUCUGGAAGAAGAGUGGGGGUGGCUGUGGAUUUCUCACCGUGCAGCGAUCUAGCACUCAAAUGGGCGGUGGAUAACGCCGUUCGCGACGGAGAUACCCUCAUCCUCGUCGUCAUUCUCCCCGAACAAUUCUACGAGCACGGCGAGAUGCAGCUUUGGGAAACUACUGGACCUCCUCUGAUACCUGCAAGCCAAUUCACCGAUCCUGUUGUAAUGAAAAAAUAUGGGGUGAAACCCGAAGAUGCAACUCUGGAUAUUGUCAAAAAUGCAGAAAACCAGAAGAAAGAGGUUGAGAUAGUGAUGAAGGUCUACUGGGGAGAUGCGAGAGAGAAGUUAUGUGAAGCAAUUGGUAACAUACCUUUGGACUUCCUCGCGGUAGGGAACAGAGGCCUUGGCACCCUCAAAAGGGCGUUAAUGGGCAGUGUAAGCAAUUAUGUUGUGAAUCAUGCCUCUUGUCCCGUGGUUGUGGUGAAAUCCUCUGAUCGGCACCCUUAA